GAACUUGUAACAGUCUAUCCUUAUCUAUGAACUUAUGUUUACUGUAGUUUACUGUUUGCAAGUUAGGUUUUAGGAUGAUGUAAACAAGGCUUCUCGUUUUUUAAUAAGUCUAUUAAGAGAUCGCAAUAAGAAACAAGAUGAGUAGUAGCCAUCAAUAUUUAAAGUCGAACAGUCCAAGUAUUUCAACAAGAUUAGGUGAUAUAGAGCAUCUCUCGCAGUUUUCAGAGAAUUUGUCUUCAUUAUGCAUGAACCAAGAGUAUUCAGAUGUAACACUGAUUGUUGAAGGACAGCGUUUGUAUGCACAUAAGGUGAUUUUAGCUGCUCGAAGUGAAUAUUUUAGAGCUUUACUUUAUGGGGGUAUGAAGGAAUCAAACCAGGCUGAAAUUGAGUUACCAGAUGCACCACUGAAAGCUUUUAAGACACUUUUAAAGUAUAUCUAUUCUGGUCAUAUGUUUUUGUUAACAACAAGAGAAGAUGUUAUUUUGGAUACAUUAGGUCUGGCUCAUCAAUAUGGUUUUCAAGAACUUGAAACUGCGAUAUCAAAUCUUUUGAGACAACUUUUAGCUCUUAAAAAUGUUUGUGCAAUCCUUGACACAGCUCGUCUUUAUGGCUUAGAUCAGCUUGUAAAGGUCUGUCAUACUUUUUUGGAUCAAAAUGCAUCUGAAAUUCUUGUUCAUGAAUCUUUUGCACAGUUAUCCCAGGCAUCGCUGGUAGAGCUACUAAAAAGAGAUUCAUUUUUUGCGCCAGAAGUGGAAAUUUUCAGAGGUGUAGCAGCUUGGUAUAAAGCAAAUGAGGACAAGGAUGAUCUAGUUAUGAGUUGUGUACGAUUACCUUUGAUGACAGUAUCUGAUUUAUUAUCUGUAGUCAGGCCCGCAAGUUUGGUCAAGCCUGAUACAUUGCUUGAUGCAAUUGCUGAGCGGACCAACGCUCGUCUAAGCAGUCUGCAACACAGAGGACAACUAUUGCUGGACGAAAAUGUGGCAUCACCAAGAUUGGGGUCAAAAGUAGUCCUUGGGGAACUGAUGGAGGCCUUAUUAGAUGGUGAUCAUUCUAAUUAUGAUAUGGAGAGAGGAUAUACAAGACACGCCAUAAAUGGACCUGGAGAUCAAGGAAUUGUCGUUAAACUAGGAACGCCGUCCAUCAUAAAUCACAUAAGAAUGCUUUUAUGGGAUCGUGACUUAAGAUCAUAUUCAUAUUAUAUUGAAGUGUCAAUAGAACAGAAAGAUUGGGUUCGUGUUGUUGAUUAUGGUCACUUCUCAUGCCGUUCAUGGCAGUAUUUAUACUUUGAAAAUCGAGUGGUACAAUAUAUUCGAAUUGUUGGGACACACAAUACUGUCAACAAGGUAUUUCACCUAGUAGCGUUUGAAGCAAUGUGUAAAGUAAAAAUUCCUCGAAUGGUAAAUGAUAUGAUUGUACCUCAAUACAAUGUCGCAACACAGGAAUGCAGUGCGUCAGUAAUUGAAGGUGUGAGUCGAUCCCGAAAUGCACUUUUAAACGGAGACACCAAGCAUUAUGAUUGGGAUUCGGGUUACACUUGUCACCAAUUAGGUUCUGGCUCUAUAUUAAUUCAACUAGGCCAACCGUAUAUUAUUUCAAGUUUACGACUUCUUUUGUGGGAUUGCGAUGAUCGCAGUUAUAGUUAUUAUAUUGAAACAUCUGUAAACAUAUGGGAUUGGGAAAUAGUGGUUGAUAAAACUCGAGAAUCUUGCAAAUCUUGGCAGGUUAUUCGAUUCCCUCCGAGACCGGUUGUUUUUAUUCGUAUCGUGGGGACCCACAAUACUGCGAACGAGGUGUUUCAUUGUGUUCAUUUCGAGUGUCCAUCAUGCGACAAAGAUGACGUAAACAAGUGGUCGCCUGCUUCUAAGAAAAGUUCGGUUGAAACGGUGCCUUCAACGUCAACCGAAACUGUUCAGCCUACGGAAACGGCAACAGAAGCCGAAGAGUUAACUUUGGACUCCCCCGAAAGUAAUGAUUGAGUACUACUACCUGCUACGGUUUAUUUAAUCGGGUUUUUUAUAUGUGAUACUGAAUGUUACAAUCAACUCGUAAUAUUUUUUGCUUUUUAUAAGAAGGGCACUUUUCAUCUUCAUUUUCGUACAUUUCAUGAGUAGAUGUAAUAUUCUAAUAGUUAUUAAUGUCAUGUUUUUAUGAUUCAUGUUUUUUAAAUAUAUUGGAGAAAUACUAUUAAAAAAAUCUCUUUUGGAUAUAAUAAUUAACCAAUUGAAAGUCAGAAGAUUUGUAACAAAUGAAAUCAACGUAAAUAAAUACAAAAUAGUUUUGUUUUUGCAUAA
This is a messenger RNA of Agrilus planipennis (emerald ash borer), 2291 nucleotides long. It is a transcript of the gene BTBD9, whose product is annotated as BTB/POZ domain-containing protein 9. The record is from RefSeq and is a predicted model, not a curated record. Gene Ontology annotation, biological process: circadian behavior; adult locomotory behavior; modulation of chemical synaptic transmission. The coding region runs from base 138 to 1976 and encodes 612 amino acids. The transcript has 13 exons. NCBI's taxonomy places the organism in Eukaryota, Metazoa, Arthropoda, Insecta, Coleoptera, Buprestidae. Gene Ontology annotation, molecular function: protein binding.